This is a messenger RNA of Cydia strobilella, 4754 nucleotides long. Its product is annotated as ubiquitin-protein ligase E3C. Gene Ontology annotation, molecular function: protein binding; ubiquitin protein ligase activity. Bases 197 to 3481 code for a protein of 1094 amino acids. Gene Ontology annotation, biological process: ubiquitin-dependent protein catabolic process; protein polyubiquitination. The record is from RefSeq and is a predicted model, not a curated record. NCBI's taxonomy places the organism in Eukaryota, Metazoa, Arthropoda, Insecta, Lepidoptera, Tortricidae. The transcript has 21 exons.
UAGAGCUACAAUCCAAUCAAAUGUUUGUAAUACUAGGUCCCAUUUUGUGACGAAGGAUGGUAUAAUUGCUGUAUUUAUUCCAUGAAUCAACUUUAUUAACUUAUUAUGAUAUGAAUUGAAUUAGUCUCUUAGUCAAAAAAUAAUAACUAUUUGUGAGGUAUGCGACUGCGUUGGUAAAGUUAACAAUUUAUGAGAUAUGUAUUCAUUUGAAGGGGACUUUCGGCGUAAACCGCAACAAAACUUGUCCGGGGCCAGUGCUCAGCGCAAAACCAACCGAGAUGCUCUCAUUCUCCAGACUCAACAACAAAGACAAAAACGAGAGGAGCACAGGAGACGCCUUAAUAGCACCAUUAAAAUCCAAGCAUAUGUGAGAAGUUACCUAACUAGGAAGCACUGCAAGCAGAGUGAGCGGGAGGAGUUUGACAACAUAUUCCCUAAAGUUAAUGCUGAUGAUGUUGAUCUGUUGUGUGCACUGGUUGUAAAAAUUCUGUUCUUCUAUGAUGGAAAAGUGGAUUCUUCUAGACUGGUCUCAGUUUCCCAAUUGUUGUUAAAACAAUGGCGAAAAGUUUUUCAAAAUGGAGGCUGUUAUAUUCAAAUAAGAAGGUUACUUGUCCUACACCUGCGGCUGUUAAAAGAUGGAUCAGAGGUACCUUUAGCUGUGCCCCUCAGAAUGUUUGAAGUAUUCACUUCUAUCAAUUCAGCAGAAAAUUCUAUGAACUCUGAUGAAAUAUUGAGCAAUGUUGCUGGUACAUUUUUGUAUUUAGUUAAAAGAGGCUACUUCACGGAGCUACGGGAGUUGUUAUGCCGUAAGACGCCCCCGCUGUAUAGUCCCUCGCCCAACCCGCCCACGCCUCUUUGCGGAGCCCUGUUGGAUCUUAUUCAGAGACCUGUCAAUCUGACCACGUGCGUUGACGUCAGUGGAUAUGAUAACAUGGUUAUGUCAGAAUUCGCAUCAGCAUUCCUCUGCAACCCAUACCCCGAGCCGGUGGAGAUGUACAUAAUCCCAGCACUCUCCGUGGACAGCAGAAAGUUCCCAUUCCUGUCCCUCAUGCAGUGUCUACAGGACGAGACUAUAUUCAACAAGAGAGUGCUCAAUGAUUCGUGGUUGCUGCAUUCUGUGCUGUCACUAGAACCUCCAGGGUUUGCGAAUGAAAUCCGCAACAUAAACAACACAAGACUGCCAAACAAUCCCAUCGUCCUAGAUUACCUUAAAAUAAUAGCCCAGCUCACCGUCAAUGUGUGCAAUAAACAAAUAACUUACGAGUAUGAGGAUUCCUUGUACAGCCAAGAGACUGCGGCAGACAAAGAUGACGAUAGCGACAGUGAGACAGAACCUAACCCAACUUCUGUACGAGAGCAGAUGUUGCUCACUCGUUGUAUAGAAAUUCUGAAUGAGCCGGAUAGAUGCGUCAUGACUACGUGCUCGCAGAUAACGGAGAGUGAUCUGAGUGAGGACUUUUUGGAUUGUUUGUCGAAGAUCUGUCAUAAUUUGCUGCUGAGUCAUAGGAUGGCGUUGCAUAAAUAUAGAUUACUAUACACACUGGCGUUCAAGCCCAUAUUCCUGCGAGGCGUAUGGCAGUGGCUGAGCCACAUGAGCCACGAGUCGUCGUUCGGCGGCUCGGCCACGCCGCUGCUGUCGGCGCUGUCCCGCGGCAUGGGCGGCGAGACGGUCGCGCUCGGCGUGCACCGCCUGCUGGCGCCGCUGGCCGUCUUCUGCGCGCUCUUCUCGCUGCUCAUCGGCACGCUGCACGACACCGAGUUUUGCCGGGACGUGGAUGAUGAUGACAUGAGCUGCGACUCCAUUUUCAAUAACGACAUCAACGUAUCCCACUUACCCACCGGCGGCGGCGGCCGCGUCCACGCCUUCGAGUUUUCAGAGCUCGGCGGUUUAUGCCGAACACUCCGACAAGUCUGCCUUGGGCUGGUGGAACUAGCCUAUCCGGAGUCCCGACCGGCGGUCAACACUCAGUACCGGGAUGCGGUCGGAGCGCCUAUAGAGCUGGCAGGCAGUCAGACGCCUGCCUGGUCACAUUUAUUCAAGGUGUGCACCCACCUCCUCCGCGCGCUAUACGUGCGCGACUCGCGACUAUGCUUCAUGCCCUCCGGCUCGUGGCCGGUGCGGGGCUGCGUGCCCGAGGGCGCGGCCGCCGUGCUCGUGGUGGCCGGCACGCACGUGCGGCCCAACCCGCGCCAGCUGCGUCGCCCGCAGCACCUGCACCACGCCAGGGACCAGGACGAGGGACCGCCGCUAACAAUCAAAGAGCUCCGAACAGUCACUAUUCUAAGAGAGAUCCCGUUUGUUGUUCCGUUUGCCACGAGAGUCCUUAUUUUCCAAGGAUUACUUGUUAGAGAAAAGCACGACCACUGGUAUGAGAUGUCAAAUUUCAACGAAGGACCUUCAAUAAACAUUAGCGUACGACGGACGCAUCUAUAUGAAGAUGCUUUUGACAAACUCAGUCCUGACAAUGAGCCGGACAUGAAGCUGAAGCUGCGCGUGCAGCUCAUCAACCAGGCCGGUGCCGAGGAGGCGGGCGUCGAUGGAGGCGGAUUGUUUAGAGAAUUCCUGUCGGAGCUACUAAAAUCGGCGUUUGACCCCAACAGAGGCUUGUUCAGGUUGACGAAAGACAACAUGCUUUAUCCCAAUCCCGGCGUACAUUUGCUGUAUGACGAUUUCCCCAUGCAUUACUAUUUCGUUGGUCGAAUGCUAGGAAAGGCAUUAUAUGAGAAUCUACUGGUGGAACUGCCGUUAGCGGAGUUCUUCCUCGGGAAGCUGUGCUCCUCCCGCGAGCCGGACGUGCACGCGCUGGCCUCGCUGGACCCGGCGCUGUACCGCGGCCUGCUCAUGCUCAAGUCGCAUCGGCGGCAGGACGUGCCCGACCUGGGGCUGGACUUCACCAUAGUCAGCGACGAGCUAGGGGAGCAGCGGAUAGAAGAAUUAAAACCUGGCGGAUCUAAUAUUCCAGUAACUUCUGAAAAUAGGAUAGAAUACAUUCAUCUAGUAGCCGAUUACAAAUUAAACAGGCAAAUAAGGUCGCAGUGCAACGCGUUCAAACGCGGUCUAACAUCAGUAGUAAACGCGGAGUGGCUUCGAAUGUUCUCAUGCCGAGAACUGCAACUGCUCAUAUCGGGGGCGGAGGUGCCAAUAGACCUGGACGAUCUGAGGAAGCACACGCAAUAUGCUGGCGGCUUCUCCGCGACGCACCCGACUGUGCAAUGGUUCUGGAAGGUGGUAGAAAACUUCGAGGACGCGCAGCGCCGACAGCUACUCAAGUUUGUCACCAGCUGUUCGAGGCCACCGCUAUUGGGUUUCAAGGACCUCCAGCCCCCGUUCUGCAUCCAGUCAGCGGGCGCAUCCGACCGGCUGCCGUCGUCCUCGACCUGCAUGAACCUGCUCAAGCUGCCCGAGUUCCACUCCGAGCAGCAGCUGCACGAGAAGCUGCUCUACGCCAUACAGGCCGGCGCCGGCUUCGAGCUCAGCUAAAGUCCGACAACAAUGUUGUAUGCGUGCAAAUAACUUAAUGAAUUAUUUUGAAAGAUUUUUCAUUAAUAGUACAUCUAAAUGUGAUAAUAUUAUAUCUAAUGACGUUCAGUGUCUUAUUGUGUAAAUAGUAAAAUGUUACCCGAUCCAAUUCACUCACUUUAUUUUAAGAUCAUGCAUAUAAUCUUACGAUUGCGUAUGUUUAUUUUUUAUGUUCCUAUUUUAUAAUAAAAAUCUUGACGUAUUUGAAAUAUUUGAUAUCAUCACACAAAGAAGCGCGUUUAUUAUAUUUGUGUGGUUCUCGAAAAAUGGACUAUAAAGCGACUGGUCCUUACGAUAUUAUUUACGAUGCUCAAAUACAAAUUCGUUGUGACUUUACGUAGGUAUAUCGCAUUAUGGUCCCUUUUGGCCAGUAACGACUCAUUAGACCAUCGUUUUACUAUCGUUUUAUAUGACACUACUUCUACGUGUAAAUAUAAUCCUAUUUGUGUAAGUAGCUAGUCCGGAUUGAUACUGUUUCAUUUGACGUGUAAAAGGAAGUAAUUAUUAUGAAAUUUCGAAUGCAAUUGUACAUAGUCAUAACGGCUGUUUAGUUAAGGCAAAAUUCUUGCACAUUUCAAAAAAACGAGGCAGUAUGAAUUACGAUCAUGUAUUUCCUGAUGCGAAACUUCGUAUCAAAAUCAAGACAAAUCUUUUUAAAAUCAUAUUAUAACUGUUGGUUUGUAGUUUUGGGUUCCAUGCGGUGAGUAAAAAUGGCCGGACCCUCGGAUGAAUACAUUGUAUUGACGACGAAAGAUACGCAAUUUGUUUACCUUACCUUUACCUGUACCUUUAAACUCUUUAAAGGGUCAGCAAUUAGGCAGACAGUCGCUUGCUUAGUUACUGACUAUCGUGGUCAAAAAUAACGUGGUAAUACAGUCAUAUUAACAGCAGAGUAAUGUUGAUCUUAAUAAAAUUGAAAAUUACUAAAAGUAUAAACUGAAAUAGAUAACACAAAUCAAACAAUAUUUCAUUAAUUUAAUUUGUUCCCUAGUUGUAAUAAAAAUACUUUUUAUUAGUUUUGUUUUUUUUUUAAUAUUGUGAAACAGGUCAAGAAUUUUGACUCGACUAAACAGCCGUUAAUUAGUUCAAUGGUUGGUUAUAGAUGCAUAGUUAUAUUUACCGUGUCGGUCUGGUACCUGUAUAUUAUAUCCGUGACAAUUUGUGUCAAAUUUGCGUUUUUAUUUUAGAUUAUAUAUAUUUUAGUACCUAUUUAAUAAAGUUGUCGUACCCUUCA